AAUGAACGAUUAUUCCAGUCUUAUUGCAUUUCACUAAGCGUUAGGAGAUAUUUUACUUUAAAAAAUGGGCAGCAAAUUGUUUUUAUUAUUGUGUAUGCUGUUCGCAUUACAGUUCACAGCAUUUGCACUCCCAUUAGAAAAUGACAAGGAUUUAAAAGAAAUCGCCGACAAUAAGCCGCCAAAUGAAAAAAGCAUAAUACCGGAUACACCAGGUGUGCGGGAGUUCAAAAAGGGCUUAGUGGACCACUUAGUAGCAAGCCUUGGGAACGAAGAAGGAGACGAAUCUGGUGUCUACAGCGCUCAACUGUCUUCAGCGGAAGUUGAUUUGCCCUGCACAAAUGAUACUGUUAGAAUAGCAAUUAUUAGCAGCAGUUUUCCAUUGCCAGAGCGCUUUUUCCAUACUCCAAAGAGAUGCUCGGAAGAAGUGCAGUGAAUAAAGUAAUAAACUAAAUGAAUAAAUGAAUAAAUAAUGUUAAUGAAGCGACGAAUCAUAGUGAUACAAUAGAAAAUGUUUAAAAGUCUUUGAAAAAAAAAUUUUGAGUUUUGAAAUUUUGUUUCUUUUAUAUGAGAAGUCAACAUUUUAAGUUACGUCUUAAAUAUAUUUCCCUUGUUUAAAGAAAUUUGGAAAAAAAAUGU
Bactrocera tryoni is the source of this 636-nucleotide messenger RNA. RefSeq lists its product as uncharacterized. Lineage: Eukaryota; Metazoa; Arthropoda; Insecta; Diptera; Tephritidae. The transcript is spliced from 2 exons. The record is from RefSeq and is a predicted model, not a curated record. The coding region runs from base 65 to 433 and encodes 122 amino acids.